Molecule: messenger RNA, 1189 nt
Organism: Apaloderma vittatum (bar-tailed trogon)
Lineage: Eukaryota; Metazoa; Chordata; Aves; Trogoniformes; Trogonidae
Gene: WBP4
Product: WW domain binding protein 4
Exons: 9
Biological process (GO): mRNA splicing, via spliceosome
Cellular component (GO): precatalytic spliceosome; nucleus
Molecular function (GO): protein binding; RNA binding; zinc ion binding
Source: RefSeq, a predicted model, not a curated record
GGCCGAUUACUGGAAGUCUCAGCCAAAAAAAUUCUGUGAUUACUGCAAGUGCUGGAUAGCGGACAACAGGCCUAGCAUUGAGUUUCAUGAAAGAGGAAAGAAUCAUAAGGAAAAUGUCGCAAAAAGAAUUAGUGAGAUUAAAAAGAAAAGCUUGGAAAAAGCACAAGAAGAAGAAAACAUGUCAAAAGAAUUUGCAGCAAUGGAGGAAGCUGCAAUGAAAGCCUAUCAAGAGGAUUUGAAAAGGCUUGGAAUUAAGCCAGACGAUGUAGGUCAAAGUUCGACACAGAGUAAAACACAGAGUAACACAGUGGAAACGAAAGAGAAGAAGGAAAAGAAAGAGAAGAAGGAAAAGAAAGAGAAGAAAAAAAAGACAACUCAGGACACCUCAAUGCCAGCAAAAACUGAAGCAAAGGAGUGGGUGCAAGGAUUGUCUCCCGAAGGCUAUACCUAUUACUACAACACCAGAACAGGAGAAUCACAGUGGGAGAAACCUAAAGGAUUCCAAGGCAACUCUCAAAACUCAAAAACGGCAGCAGAGUGGGUAGAAGGUGUCAGCGAAGAGGGUCAUACCUAUUACUAUAACACACGAACAGGAGUAUCUACGUGGGAGAAACCGGCUGGUUUCAUUUCAUCUUCAAAUGAGAAGAGUCCACGUGACAAGUGUGCGGAAACAGAUUCUGAAUCAGACUCAGAAGACAGUGAAAAUGGAGGACAGAGUUCAGAAAGAAAUUUCAAGAGGAAAGGAGAUAAUGGUGAAGAAUCAGAGGAAGGGAAAAAAUCUCCCAGAGCUAAAAAGUUAAGUCCUUAUGGGAAGUGGCGAGAAGUUAAGCCAGCAGAAACUGUUGAUAAAGAGGAGAGUACAUCAGCUUCCCAAGAAGCAUCUAACAAGACCAACACUCAGGGAAAAUGGAGAGCAAUUCAGGAAGUAAAAGAAGAGGAAAAAGAAGAAGCAAAAGAAGAAGAAAAAGAAGAAGAGCCAUGUGACACAGUGGACCUGGAGCUUCCUAGUACAGAGAGUGACAAUCUAGCACCUCCGGUGCUGGAGAUUCCAGAAGAUGAACCAGUGAUUUUUAAGGAGAAGACAGUCACCUCCCUUGGAGACCUGACAGAAGGGGUGCCGACAUUUAAAAAGAGGAAAUUUGAAAAUGGAAAAUCUAGAAAUUUAAGGCAAAGACUAAGUGAUCAGUAA